This is a messenger RNA of Symbiodinium pilosum, 683 nucleotides long. Lineage: Eukaryota; Dinophyceae; Suessiales; Symbiodiniaceae. The record is from the annotation of a GenBank genome assembly.
AUGGCUGUACCUUUCCCGCCGUUGGCAGAGCUGACCGGGCCUCGAACACUGAUCCCGAAGUUGCUGAACUUCAUGAAGGAGUACCACAUGCGCACCGGCGAAUCGAAGGACGACCAUGGACUGCAGCAGCUCCUGCGAGACAUUGCGGAGGGCGGGAAGAAUUCUGGUGCACUGGGCGACAUCUUACUGCCAGAAGAUGUGGUCCAGGACGCCAUCAAGGCAUUCGAGGAGUGGAAGAAAUUGGGCCGGACAGGCAUGCCGUGCUCGUACUACUCGCACACGCACAAGUCAUACGUCCAGGCCUUUGUCGGGGAGAAACAUGGCGAAGAUCGGGAUUAUACCCUGGAAUUGAAGCGAACUCCUGAGAGGACGGAGCCGUCCGUCAUGCAGGCGGACCCACGGCAGAUCAAGCCACGACCAGACGUGGGUUGGUAUGUCCCUCCACUGCCCUUCGGCGAGUCGGAGCCUGCAUCGGCCUCGCAGCAGCCGGUGUACCGAGUGGUCGGGGACUUUGAUGGAACCGUCCAUGGCUCCGAGUAUUUGGUCUUCAAGAAAGGCGAUAUGCUGUUGAGAUUUGAGGUGGAGGAUGGCGAAGGCUGGGAUUUUGGAAAGGUCGUCAAGCGCGGACCGGGUUCCGCAGACCGUGGUCCUGAGCAAGGAUGGUACCCACCAAGCUUCGCUGA